GGGGAAGAGGAGGUGGAACAAGUCCCUGCAGAGAUCCUGUACCAGGGUCUCCUGCCCAGCCUGCCCCAGUACAUGAUUGCUCUCCUGAAGAUCCUCCUCGCUGCAGCUCCUACUUCCAAAGCCAAGACAGACUCCAUCAACAUCCUGGCAGAUGUCCUGCCAGAGGAGAUGCCGACCACAGUGCUGCAGAGCAUGAAGCUGGGGGUAGAUGUCAAUAGGCACAAGGAGAUCAUCGUCAAAGCCAUCUCAGCUGUGCUGCUCCUCCUGCUCAAGCACUUCAAGCUCAACCACAUCUACCAGUUUGAGUACAUGGCCCAGCACUUGGUGUUUGCCAACUGCAUCCCACUCAUCCUCAAGUUCUUCAACCAGAACAUCAUGUCCUACAUCACUGCCAAGAACAGCAUCUCUGUCCUGGAUUAUCCAUACUGUGUGGUGCAUGAGCUGCCAGAGCUGACAGCAGAGAGCCUGGAAGCUGGAGACAACAACCAGUUCUGCUGGAGGAAUCUCUUCUCCUGCAUCAACCUCCUACGCAUCCUGAACAAACUGACCAAGUGGAAGCAUUCCCGUACCAUGAUGUUGGUGGUCUUCAAAUCUGCUCCCAUCCUGAAGAGAGCCCUGAAGGUGAAGCAGGCCAUGAUGCAGCUCUACGUGCUGAAGCUUCUCAAGGUGCAGACCAAGUACCUGGGCAGGCAGUGGAGGAAGAGCAACAUGAAGACCAUGUCAGCCAUCUACCAGAAAGUCAGGCACCGCCUCAAUGACGACUGGGCCUAUGGCAACGACCUGGAUGCUCGUCCCUGGGAUUUCCAGGCAGAGGAAUGUGCUCUCCGUGCCAGCAUUGAGCGCUUCAAUGCGCGGCGCUACGACCGUUCCCACAGCAAUCCCGACUUUCUGCCCGUGGACAACUGUCUGCAGAGUGUCCUGGGGCAGCGUGUGGACCUCCCCGAGGAUUUCCAGGUCAACUACGACCUCUGGCUGGAGCGGGAAGUGUUUUCCCGGCCAAUCUCCUGGGAGGAGCUGCUGCAGUGAUGGAUAGACAGCAGGGAGGGAGGAGGGGGGAGAGGUUUGGGG
Messenger RNA from Acanthisitta chloris (rifleman), 1068 nucleotides. RefSeq names its product striatin-interacting protein 1. NCBI's taxonomy places the organism in Eukaryota, Metazoa, Chordata, Aves, Passeriformes, Acanthisittidae. Gene Ontology annotation, cellular component: cytosol. The annotation marks the transcript as partial. The transcript is spliced from 8 exons. The record is from RefSeq and is a predicted model, not a curated record. Gene Ontology annotation, biological process: cytoskeleton organization.